This is a messenger RNA of Aspergillus bombycis, 936 nucleotides long. RefSeq lists its product as uncharacterized. The transcript has a single exon. Lineage: Eukaryota; Fungi; Ascomycota; Eurotiomycetes; Eurotiales; Aspergillaceae. The coding region runs from base 1 to 936 and encodes 311 amino acids. The record is from RefSeq and is a predicted model, not a curated record.
AUGGGAUCUGACCCAGGAGUCGGCCAUUCGUUACUUACCACGCGGGCUCCGGACGACGAGCUACAUCCAAAGAAUGGUAGCCUCAGCGCCGUGGAAAAAUAUAUCAUAUCCGUGUUUGUCGCCAUUGCAUGGUACAAUGCUGCUGAGCUGAUCGUUUUCUGUCUAUCGACGUUCAAGUCCUACCGAGGAUGCUACUUCUGGAGCUUAUUCAUCGCGUCGCUCAGUCUCUUCCCAAUAUGCCUCGGUUACAUCUUCUACAUCUUUUAUCUGGGGAUACCGUAUUAUCUCUCGAUCUCCUUGAUCAUUGUGAGCUGGUCUUGUAUGGUGACCGGCCAUUCUCUCAUUCUAUGGUCGCGAUUACACCUCAUCAUACGCUCGCCCAGAGUGCUCAACCUGACGCUGGCAAUGAUCAUUCUUGACGGAAUCGUACUCCAUACCUCCACUGCCGUCCUACUGUACGGGGGCCACUCGCAUAAUGCCGUCAUGGCGAGCCGGUCUACGAGAGGGUAUAAUAUUAUGGAGCGGGUUCAGCUGGUAGUGUUCUGCGUCCAAGAAUUGCUGAUCUCCGGCAUAUACCUGUGGGAAACGGCAAAGAUGCUGCGCCUGCAUCCCAGUCCACUUCACUAUAAAAUUCUCAGCCAGUUCUUGGUUAUCAAUAUUUUCAUCAUUAUACUCGAUGUGGCUGUUGUCGGGAUUCAAUUCGCAGGGUACUAUGCCUUUCAAGUGACCUUCAAACCGGUGGCAUACAGCCUCAAGUUUAAACUAGAGUACGCCAUUCUGGGCCGCCUAAUAGCUCUUGCCACGAGUCCCUCCAAUUCUGAGCCAUUCCCGUCCAGUUCGCUGGGGUCGACCGGUGCAGUUGAAAGCUGGCCUGUUCAUGGGAGGCGACAACGGGUCGUCGUAUCGGAACCUUCCGAGCGAGGGCGGGAAAAAUGA